Molecule: messenger RNA, 1758 nt
Organism: Malassezia vespertilionis
Lineage: Eukaryota; Fungi; Basidiomycota; Malasseziomycetes; Malasseziales; Malasseziaceae
Exons: 1
Coding region: 1-1758 (585 amino acids)
Cellular component (GO): membrane
Molecular function (GO): sucrose:proton symporter activity
Source: RefSeq, a predicted model, not a curated record
AUGGAGACGCUGGCGGUGUGCCAUGCGCGUCUUGCACGGUGGCUGCGCUUCGGCACGCUCUCGCUGAGUCUUGCUGGGUCGCAGCUUAUAUGGAGCAUGGAGCUUGCGUACGGGACGCCGUAUUUGUUGUCGAUCGGGCUCUCCAAAGAGGCGACGGGGCUUGUAUGGAUCGCCGGGCCCGUCAGUGGCCUGAUUAUGCAGCCUGUGCUGGGCUCUUUAUCCGACUCGUCUUCCUCGAUGUACCGGCGGCGAAAGUAUAUGGCGAUGUGUGCGGUCGUAGCUGCAUUUUCCGCGUGCAUGAUUGCGUUUGCCAAGCCGCUUGCGGGGCUCCUCGCCGAUUUGCUGCGCAUUGGGCUUGGCGAUUGGGACCCUGUGCGCAAGCACCGCGUUGUGAAAUACAUGCAGGUGCUCAGCAUUGUUGGGUUUUGGAUCCUGGACUUUGCCGUGAAUGGGCUCCAAGUCAUUAGCCGCGCCCUCAUCCUGGACAAUGCGGGGCUGCGCGAGCAAAACGAGGCGAAUGCGUGGCAGGCACGGAUGCUGCACCUCGGGAACAUGGUGGGGUACGGAUGCGGCUGGGCGAAUCUUGCCGCAUGGCCGAUCCUCGACGCUGUGGGCGGCACGCAGUUCCGCAAGUUUGCCGUCGUCAGCGUGCUCGGCAUGGCGGUUUGUGUAGCGAUCACUUUUCUCACUACGCCCGAGUUUGCGCAGCAGGGCGCGACGUCGCUUCGGGGCGAUGGCGCGUGGCGGCGCAUCUGGUGCUCGGUGCACGAGGUUGUGUGUACCGCACGCACGCUGCCGCAGUCGAUCCGCAGUGUCUGCUGGACGCAGCUGUUUGCGACCAUGAGCUGGUUUCCUUUCCUGUUCUACAGCACCACCUACAUUGUCGAUAUGUCACACAAGCAUAAAGGCACGGCGCGCGAAGAGGAGCUGGGGAGUCUGGGAAUGCUCUUGUUUGCGUCUGUCGCGAUGCUUUCGUCCUUGAUCCUGCCUUCCUUCUCGCUUGCUGGGCACGACGCUAGCAUUGCGCUUGGCCUACCGAGACGUUCCUGGCCCCGCUUGCGUCUUCGUGCGCUUUGGUGCCUCGGCGCAUUGCUUCAAGCGGCGCUGCUCCUGCUCGGCACCUUUUUCGUGCACACGCAGCGCCAUGCAAUCCUGCUUGUGGCCGCGAUGGGCGUGCCCUGGGGCAUUUGGACAUGGGUGCCUUUUGCCCUUAUUGGCGAGUUUGUCCGCGAGGCAGAGGCGAGUUCGGGCGUGUCCGGCGCCGAGCAAUGGUAUGCGCAGCGCAUCAUGGACCACCACGACACUCCAGCGCGGCAGAGCGUGUGCUCGGAUAGGGAUACGAUUACGCCAUACGGCACUCCGCAGCGGUACCUUUCUGGCACAUCCAUGCCCUCGAUUGUUUCGCGCGGCAGAGCCGUGGGGCCAGACGACGACGCUACGCCCGCCGAUAGCGCGCGCGGCGGCACAAUCCUGGGCAUCCACAACAUCGCAGUAUGUGCGCCGCAGUUCCUUGUGGCACUGAUUGCCUCGCUCAUAUUCCGCCUCACGAGCGAGCCAAAAGGCCACAAGCGGCACAAGGGCAAUGGCGACGUUGCGUGGGUGUUGCGCUUCGGUGGAUGCAUGGCUGUGCUUGCCGCAUGCUUUGCGCAACGUAUUCCUUUUACGCAGUCGGAGCGCAGCGCAGACAAUACGCAGCACGAUGCACCCUUGGAUGACGAGGACGACGAAGAGACGGACGGGUCGGUCGAUAUAGCCUAA